ACUGCAUUUUAUAUAUUCAUCAUUUCCAUAUCAUUAAACGUUACAUCGUGUAGUGUAAACCCUAAAUGGGAUCACGGGAGAAACAGGCUAGGAGGUUUUCUUUCAGGUGUGCAUAUUUGUAAAGACACUUAAUCCCUUAAGUUUGAAACCAGAGUUUGCAGCCUGAGCUGAUGGCCUCUGCCUCUGCUGGCGCUCUCAUUUGCCUGCUCCUUGGCAUCGACAGACACCGGGUCGAAGGGCAAGCUUGGGGUGGCAGCGCCUUCUUUUUCCACCUGGAGGUGACACUCCUGUGCUCUGCGGUGCUGAAGGUCUCCCCGUCCAUCCGUGCUCUCUCCGGGCAGCGCUAGGAGCAGCGAGCCGAGUCCUACAGCAGCACCCUGCCGUGGGGGCUCCCCUCCCCAGUAUGAUCUGAGGCCACGACCAUGGACUUUUCUCGGCUGCACCUGUACACCCCUCCUCAGUGUGUGCCAGAGAACACUGGCUACACGUACGCACUCAGUUCAAGCUAUUCUUCAGAUGCUCUGGAUUUUGAGACUGAGCACAAAUUGGAUCCUGUGUUUGAUUCUCCAAGAAUGUCUCGCCGUAGUUUGCGCCUGGUCUCUGCAACCUACUCCACCGUGGACAGCCAGCCUGCAGAUGCUCACACCUGUGCCCAGAGCACGGUGGCCACCAAGGACAAGGCUUCCAGAACGGCAAAACAGCGCAGAAGUGCAAGCAAACCGGCUUUUAAUAUAAAUCACGUGUCAAGAAAAGUCACGUCCUCAGUCCUCGGCCAGAACAGCUGCCACAGGCUGCAGGCCGGCUCGUACUUGCGGCCCCCCGUGCUGGACGAGUCUCUGAUUUGUGAGCAGACCAAGGUGGACCAUUUCUGGGGUCUUGACGAUGACAGUGAUCUUAAAGGUGGCGGCAGGACCGUUGCACAGGGGAAUGGCGAGCGCGCCCCAGGAGGAGCGGAGGCCGCCGCGCGCAACGGCUACACGUGUGACGCCUGCAGCCUGCUCUCUGAGCGCAGGGCUGUCCUCACGGCGCAGUCCCCCCACCACGGGCCCUCCUCGAGGGUUUACUCCAGGGACAGGGCUCAGAAACGCGGUGCGUCUUUCUCCACGGCCAGGAUUCUGUCGCUGGCCAGAUGCUCGGCGUCAUCCUUUUCGUCAUUCUUAGUUCAUCUUUUCCAAGUGGUUCUAAUGAAGCUCAAUUAUGAACCAGAAAAUUACAAAUUGAAAAGUUUCGAAUCAAAAGAUUGUGAAUCAAAGAGCUAUGAGUCAAAAAGCUAUGAAUCAAAAGCUCAUGCCGGUCUCGGCUGGAGGAGGGACGGGAGAGUGACCCUUGGAGAGGAUGGCCACCUCCAUGUGAGCCGGGAGCCGCGGUGUGAUGGCUGUGAGGGGAAGGGACAGCGCGAGCCCCACACGGCCCUCCGCUCGCAGUCGCCAAGGUCAAAGGGGGUGCCCGGGACCAUGUGGCACGUCCUUUCUCACGCAGGUUGCUUUUUGAUGCAGAUGCUGCAGAGGAUUGGCACUGCAGGAUGGUUUGUGUCCACGUCGGUGUUAUCGUGGCUUUGGUGGGCCAUUGUUGCUCCAGGGAAGGUGGCGUCUGCAGUGUUCUGGUGGCUGGGGACCGGAUGGUACCAGCUGGUUACUUUGAUUUCUUGGCUGAACGUGUUCCUUCUUACAAGGUGCCUUCGAAAUAUUUGCAAGUUUUUAUUCUUGCUCAUCCCACUGGCGCUUCUUCUAGGUGCAGGCCUCUCGAUGUGGGGCCAGGGCAGCAUCUUCUCCCUCCUGCCCGUGUUCAACUGGACUCUCAUGUCCAGAACACAGACGGCAGACGUCCCAAAGGACACGCUCCGACCCGAAGCGUCUCACCUGAGCCGGCCUCUAGAGGGUGGUGGAGGGGAUUCCCCCUGGCCUCCCAUGAGCGAGGUGGAGAGGCAGGGGGCCUCUCUGUCUGGAAGAUGUCACAGCCCCGAGGAAAAGUUCAGAGACCUGGCAGCCUCCCUCCAGAGCCUGCAGGCCCGGGUGGACCAGAUGGGCGACGCGAGUGGAGCUGUGCUGCCGCUGGUGAGGACCGUGCUGAGGCAGCACCUGCAGGAGACGGGCGCCGACAGGCUGCCGUGCUCCAAGACUGACUUUAUGACAUUUCACCAAGAACAUGAGUCACGAAUCGCAAACUUAGAAGAUAUUCUUGGAAAACUGACAGAAAAAUCUGAGAUCAUCCAGGAGGAACUGGAACAGACCAAGUUAAGAACAACGAGCGGGAUCGCAGACCAGGAGCUCCUCACCAUGGUUAAGCAUCUGCAGCUGGAGCUGGGCCACCUGAAGUCAGAAAUGUCAAGUUGGCAGAAUUUGAAGACCAACUGUGAGAAGGUAGAUACAAUACAUGAAAAAGUGGAGGCCCGCGUCAGAGACACCGUCCGACUCCUGCUUGCCGACGACGGCCAGCAAGGCGGCGCUCUGGAGUGGCUGCUGCAGAAGUUCUCUUCUCAGUUUGUGAGCAAGGACGACCUGCACAGUUUGUUACGAGAUUUAGAACUGCGGAUACUGAGGAACAUCACCCACCACGUUUCUGUGACAAAACAGAUGCCAACCUCCGAAACGGUGGCGUCUGCCGUGAGCGAGGCGGGGGUUUCUGGAAUAACAGAGGCGGAAGCCCUUGUUCUCGUGAACAAUGCUCUGAAGCUGUAUUCCCAAGACAAAACAGGAAUGGUGGACUUUGCCCUGGAAUCUGGUGGUGGCAGUAUCUUGAGCACUCGCUGUUCUGAAACUUACGAAACCAAAACUGCGCUCAUAAGCCUGUUUGGGAUCCCGCUGUGGUACUUCUCACAGUCGCCACGCGUCGUGAUCCAGCCUGACAUAUACCCAGGAAACUGCUGGGCGUUUAAAGGCUCCCAGGGUUACCUGGUGGUGCGGUUGUCCAUGACCGUCUAUCCGACCACGUUCACUCUGGAGCACAUUCCAAAGACGCUGUCCCCCACCGGCAACAUCACCAGCGCACCCAAGGAUUUCGCCGUCUAUGGCUUAGAGAACGAGUAUCAGGAAGAAGGGCUGCUGCUGGGACAGUUCACCUACGACCAGGACGGGGAGUCGCUGCAGAUGUUCCCCGCCCCGGAAAGACCUGAGAAAGCUUUCCAGAUAGUGGAACUUCGGAUUUUUUCUAACUGGGGCCAUCCUGAAUACACGUGUCUUUACCGGUUCAGAGUUCACGGAGAACCUGUCAAGUAAAGGUGCCACUCGCUGCUGCUGUACGCGUGUGUAUACCGGGACAGCGUGAGACACUGGAGCCCUCAUGGCUGAGGGCAUUUGUGACAACAGGACCCGGCAAGGUCACCCCCCCGAAUACUUGUUCUUAGACUGCAGCACGGAGAGGACACGUGGCUGGUGCCAGCUUGCUCUUGACACAACUUUAUAUUUGAAAUGUCUGUGCUGGAAAAAAAUGCAUGUUUGCUGCUUUGGUUCAUGAAGAUCCUUUGGCAAGAGGUGAUCUCGGGGGCUUUCAUUUGAAUGUAUGGUUAUCAAAGACACUUAACUUUGUUUGGGGGUUUGUUUUUGAACAUAAAGCUCUUUAUAGUUGUAUUUUCUUGACCUUUUCCAGAACAAAGCAAAUGAAGUUAAAAGGUUUGAAGUCUUUUUGAAGCUUUGAUAUUUAGCCUUUUCACUGAACAUUUUAAAGGAUUUUGGGGGGCAGAUAUAUUUCAUCUGUUAAAUCCAACACACAUUUCUUUCAGGGAAAAACAGUGUCACCAAAUUUCAGAGUUUUAAACUCCUUUCCUUCGGGAUGGGAUUUUUCCUUUACUCAGCACCAGUAGGUAUUUUAAGUCAUCAGGUGGGGAAAUAAUUAAAUUUGUUUCUCUGCUUAGUUUGCUCUGCUGAGAAAGAUUGUCCAAGUCAGGACUCGGUGUGCUAACAUCUGUCAAGGAGUAGGGGGUUUCCUUUCCUCCAGGUGGAGGGGAGUCAGAUUCAGCAGGCAGUGGUCCAGCUCUGCCACAGCCAAACUCAAACCAGAACCCGAACCGGAACCAGAACCCCUUCUCAGGUUUCCGCCACAAUGGCGUUUUUACUUCAGAGUAUGAAUAAGAACUAAGAUACCUAAUCUUCCGGACUUUUUCCAGGUUUUGUUUUGAAUUUUGCUAUAGAGAAAACACUAACAUGCUCUGAAUUUUCCAGAGGCUCUGUGUUUUUAUUCCUCUGACAGUUAUCAAAAGAGUAUUGUCCUGUGGCAAAUUCACGAGACCAUCACAUUGCACGAUUGUAAUUUUUCUCAGCAGCAUUUUUUUCUAGCUCUAAUUGGGGGAUUUGCCUUUUUUGAUGACUGCUGACCAUGCUCGUGAUUCUUUUGACUUGUUUUGGCUGAUUAAUAUUUAAUAUUUAGACUAUUUUACAGAACAGACUUUAUAAAUAAGAUAUCUGCGAGGCACUUAAAGUGUUACAGAUGUUUUACCUUAAAGAAUUAUUUAAGUUUUAUUGGGUUGAGACAGUUUUUCGGUGUACCAUAAAUGUUGUCUUUUCAGAAAAAGAUAAAACGAUGGUGCUGACAGGUUUUCUGAAGAGUUUUAUGUAUAUUGCACAACAGUCCUCAAAUAAAUAAAAACUACAUAAAAUAGCAUUUGUUUCCUUCUUCUCCGAAUUGGAACUAUAAUGCCUGUGCAGCUAAGCUGGAUACAAUAUGUACAGACAUUUCAUAUAUUACAGAUUAGAUGCAUAAAUCAAGAUUUCCUAUACAAAGCUAAAUUGGGGUGUUGGGGUGAGAAUAUCUUGAAUAUUUAUUUUUAAAGAUGCAAGAUAGGACUUUGUGCAAUGUAUUUUUGUAAAUGCUUUUCAAAAUAUUCGUCUUUGGUAGUGUUUCUUUUGCCGCCACCAAAUUGAUAAGAUGCUACUGAGAUGUUUAAAUAAAGAGUUUUAAUUUUUAAAA
Molecule: messenger RNA, 4902 nt
Organism: Choloepus didactylus (southern two-toed sloth)
Lineage: Eukaryota; Metazoa; Chordata; Mammalia; Pilosa; Megalonychidae
Gene: SUN1
Product: Sad1 and UNC84 domain containing 1
Exons: 23
Coding region: 423-3215 (930 amino acids)
Biological process (GO): nuclear envelope organization
Cellular component (GO): meiotic nuclear membrane microtubule tethering complex; nuclear envelope
Molecular function (GO): protein-membrane adaptor activity
Source: RefSeq, a predicted model, not a curated record